Ipomoea triloba (trilobed morning glory) is the source of this 1948-nucleotide messenger RNA. RefSeq names its product transcription termination factor MTERF4, chloroplastic. Gene Ontology annotation, biological process: regulation of DNA-templated transcription. The transcript has a single exon. The coding region runs from base 374 to 1882 and encodes 502 amino acids. Lineage: Eukaryota; Viridiplantae; Streptophyta; Magnoliopsida; Solanales; Convolvulaceae. Gene Ontology annotation, molecular function: double-stranded DNA binding. The record is from RefSeq and is a predicted model, not a curated record.
AUAUUAGUUUCCUCACAAUCUUCUGCUCUUGUCUCAAGCUCCGAUAAUCCUCUCUACAGGCCGCCGGAGAAUGCGCCACCGUAGCCAUGGUUGACAGUUUUCUUAUUCCUUGAUAAUCUGGACCUCUCGUAUUCAUCGGUCUCAAGUGCGGAAUCCUCUUCCCAGUAAUUAACAGGACACUCAGUGCUUUGAUGCAUCAGCUUCUUACCGGCGAUUUUCACGACGGAGUGCCGGCGGAGAAAUGGCGUUUCCAGUAAGUGAGAUGCUGCACCAUCUUCUAUCCAAUGAAGCCUAGUUCCAUAUUUACAUAGAUUCUCAUUUUAUUGGUUUCAAUUCUUGGGUUAUUGUGGUUGCACUCUAUCUGUUUGUUUAAAUGACUUCCAUUGUUAGAAGAAACCAACCCAUCAAAGAAAUCCUCAAGCGCCAUACAACCCAAUUUCUAAACCAGUUUCUUAAACCCUCCCAAAACCCCCUACAACCAAACAAAUGCCUUCCCAGGGCGGAACCCAUCUUGCCCUUCUCAACACAAGCCUCUAAAUUCCCUGAAUAUGAAAUGCCUACGGUGACAUGGGGGGUAAUCCAAGGGCGCAAAGAAAAACUCGUGUCACGGGUUAUAGUUUGUGACUAUUUGAAGAGUAUAGGCAUAGUCCCUGACGAAUUAGAGGAUUUGGAGUUGCCUUCCACUGUGGAAGUCAUGCGCGAGCGUGUUGAGUUCUUGCAGAAAAUAGGUUUAACUAUUGAUGACAUGAAUGAGUAUCCAUUAAUCCUGGGGUGUAGUGUGAGGAAGAACAUGAUUCCUGUCUUAUCGUAUUUAGAAAAGAUUGGGAUUUCGAAGCCAAGGCUUGGUGAAUUUGUGAAAAAUUAUCCGCAGUGUCUCCAUUCUAGUGUUGUGGUUGAGCUUGUUCCGGUUAUUAGGUUUCUCAGGGGCCUUGAUGUUGAGAAGCAAGAUAUUGGUUAUGUGUUGAUGAAGUAUCCGGAGCUGUUAGGGUUUAAGCUCGAGGGGACGAUGAGUACAUCUGUGGCGUACUUGGUUAGUAUAGGGGUUAACCCGAGAGAUAUAGGUCCAAUGGUGACACAAUACCCGUAUCUUUUGGGGAUGAGAGUUGGGACUAUGAUUAAACCGCUUGUGGAUUAUUUGGUUUCGCUUGGUCUACCAAAGAAAAUUUUGGCGAGGAUGCUUGAGAAGCGAGCAUAUUUACUUGGAUAUGAUCUUGAAGAGACUGUGAAACCCAACGUGGACUGUUUGACAAGUUUUGGUAUUAAGAGAGAAGUUCUCCCGUCUGUUAUAGCUCAAUACCCACAGAUUCUUGGUUUGCCGGUGAAGGCAAAACUGUCUUCACAACAGUACUUCUUCAACCUAAAGCUGAAAAUCGAUCCUGAUGGGUUUGCUCGUGUAAUCGAGAAGAUGCCACAGAUCGUUAGCCUUAACCAGCAUCUAAUAAUGAAACCUGUCGAGUUCCUUCUUGGGCGGGGGUUUCCAUCCGACGAUGUGGCGAAGAUGGUCGUGAAAUGCCCUCAGUUGGUUGCUUUACAAGUCGGUAUCAUGAAAAAUAGCUACUACUUUUUCAAAACCGAAAUGGCUAGGCCUAUGAAAGAACUUGUCGAGUUUCCAGAAUACUUCACGUAUAGCUUGGAGUCGAGAAUAAAGCCGAGAUACCAUAGGAUACAGAGCAAGGGAAUCAAAUGUUCACUGGCUUGGUUUCUCAACUGCAGUGACCAAAGAUUUGAAGAGAGAUUGUAUGGUGAUUUUAUAGAGGCUGAAAAUAAUGGUCCAUCUUUUGUUAUGGGUGGAAAGUUAGAACUACCAGGAAGUGAGAUUGUAUCAGAAGAAGAAGAGGAGAGUGAUGAUGAAAUACUUUAUAGGAGAACUGUCUCUUUGUAGUUAACUUGUACUUCGUGUGUAUGAGUUAUGAAUAUCUGUAAUGCAAUGCUAUUAACAUAAAGUUUA